Molecule: messenger RNA, 3939 nt
Organism: Mobula hypostoma (lesser devil ray)
Lineage: Eukaryota; Metazoa; Chordata; Chondrichthyes; Myliobatiformes; Myliobatidae
Product: tyrosine-protein kinase Fyn
Exons: 15
Coding region: 517-2145 (542 amino acids)
Biological process (GO): T cell receptor signaling pathway; innate immune response; cell surface receptor protein tyrosine kinase signaling pathway
Cellular component (GO): extrinsic component of cytoplasmic side of plasma membrane
Molecular function (GO): ATP binding; signaling receptor binding; non-membrane spanning protein tyrosine kinase activity
Source: RefSeq, a predicted model, not a curated record
GCCUAAUGACGUAAGAGCCUCUCGCCCCCAGCACAAAGAGUGAGUCGGGGCGAAGCUGGAGGUUCAACAUAAAGGAAGCGCAAAGGGUGGGCGUCAGAGUAAGGGAGGGGAUUUGCAAAGGGAGAUGUGAAUGCAAGCCCCACGGCUCUUCAGGUCUUCCGUCAUAUUUGUAUGUGAAGCAAUGUAAAAUCCUGAAUGUUAGAGAGCCCUUGAAAUAAUUGUUCCGGCUGCCUGCAGUGAAAAUGCAAUAGCUCACUAGGAUGGAGAUAAUUGGAUGAUUUGCAUGUCAAUCAAGCUUGGUGGCCAUCUGCUGCAGGCGUCAAACGCUCCAGAGAAAACAACCCAAGUUUGUCCAGCCUCUCGUGGUAGCAGAUGCCCUCUAAACCAGGCAGCGUCCUGGUAAACAUCUUCUGCACCCUCUUCAAAACCUCAACAUCCUUCCUAUAGUGGGGCGACCAGGACUAUAUGCAGUACUUUAGAUGUGGCCUAACCAGUGUUUUGAGAUGUGUUUAGAUAAUGGGCUGUGUGCAAUGCAAGGACAAAGAGACAACUAAAGGAACGGUGGAUGAGAGGGCUGGUUCCAUCCCCCAGAACCCAGGCUAUCGGUAUGGGCCUGACCCUUCCCCUCAGCAUUACCCCAACUUCAGUGUGACGGGGAUUCCCAAUUACAACAGUUUCCAUGGGACAAGCGGACAAACAUUGACGGUCUUUGGAGGCGUUCAUACCUCCUCCCACACCGGGACACUGCGGACCCGUGGCGGAGGAUCAUUAACUGUAGGGGUAACUCUGUUUGUGGCUCUGUACGACUACGAUGCCAGGACAGACGAUGACCUCAGCUUUCAGAAAGGGGAGAAGUUUCAGAUACUUAAUAACACAGAGGGAGAUUGGUGGGAAGCCAGGUCCUUGCAGACUGGGGGCACAGGAUACAUUCCCAGUAAUUACGUGGCUCCAGUUGACUCCAUCCAAGCAGAGGAGUGGUACUUCGGUAAACUUGGCCGUAAAGAAGCUGAGAGGCAACUCCUGUCCAUCUGCAACCCAAGAGGGACAUUCCUUAUCCGUGAAAGUGAAACCACCAAAGGUGCCUAUUCUUUGUCAAUACGUGACUGGGAUGAUACGAAAGGAGACCAUGUUAAACACUAUAAGAUUCGCAAACUGGACAGCGGUGGGUAUUAUAUAACGACCCGGGCGCAGUUUGAAACCCUGCAACAACUGGUUCAACAUUAUGCCGAGCGCGCUGCCGGUCUGUGUUGCCGCUUGGUCGUCCCCUGCCACAAGGGCAUGCCAAGGCUCGCUGACCUAUCUGUGAAAACCAAAGACGUGUGGGAGAUCUCCCGGGAGUCUCUGCAGCUCAUCAAGAGGCUUGGAAAUGGGCAGUUUGGGGAAGUCUGGAUGGGUACAUGGAAUGGAACCACAAAAGUUGCAGUGAAGACACUGAAACCCGGCACGAUGUCUCCUGAGUCAUUCCUCGAGGAAGCUCAGAUCAUGAAGAAGUUACGGCAUGAUAAGUUAGUUCAGCUUUAUGCCGUCGUCUCGGAGGAACCCAUCUACAUUGUCACCGAAUACAUGAGCAAAGGAAGCCUGUUAGAUUUCCUAAAAGAUGGGGAAGGAAGAGCUUUAAAGUUGCCCAAUCUUGUAGACAUGGCAGCACAGGUUGCCGCUGGUAUGGCCUACAUUGAGAGAAUGAACUACAUCCAUAGGGACCUGCGAUCAGCCAACAUUCUGGUUGGAGACAAUCUAGUGUGCAAGAUUGCUGAUUUUGGAUUAGCGAGGUUGAUUGAAGACAAUGAGUACACAGCUCGUCAAGGUGCAAAGUUUCCCAUCAAAUGGACGGCGCCAGAAGCUGCUCUGUACGGCCGGUUUACAAUCAAGUCUGAUGUCUGGUCCUUCGGCAUUCUGCUGACAGAGCUGGUAACGAAGGGGAGAGUGCCAUACCCUGGUAUGAAUAACCGUGAGGUGCUGGAGCAGGUCGAGCGUGGAUACAGAAUGGCAUCUCCCCAGGAUUGUCCCAGCUCCCUUCAUGAGCUCAUGAUCCAGUGUUGGAAGAAAGACCCAGAGGAGAGGCCCACCUUUGAGUACCUGCAGGCGUUCCUCGAGGACUACUUCACUGCAACCGAGCCUCAGUACCAGCCAGGAGACAACCUGUGACCAUCUGUUGGGUGUUCCUCGCUAUGUUCCCUUGCCAUUAGACAUUGAGCAGCUGGGUCUUGGCUGCCAUUCUCCAGAAACUGGUGUCUUCUAAUGUCAAGUCCUAACUCCCCAGCCCUUUCAGAAUGGGUACCUUGAGACUAUCGAGGCUAUUUUUUUGAAUAUGUCCGAAUGCUAGUAUUGUAUAAUAAUCACUGUUAAAAAUGAUGGAACACCAUCUCUAAAAUGCUACUUAUUGUUCAGAUAUUGUCUUCCCUCCCCUCCCCUCUGCCUAUUGGCUCAAACGAAUUCUUCCAUUGUUAAUAAACCUCUCGAGGAGUGAAUUGUGGCCGGCCUUCGCCCACCCAUGAAAGCUGGUGGCACGGAGCGAGCACUGGCAGCAGGAUCACCGUCACCUUCUCAAGGAGCCUUUGCAUAAACUUUCAAUGUGACGGCAGAGGAGAGAAGCCGUUUGCAGCUGAGAAUCCAGCAAAGUAAUGAAACUGAGACUGGUGUUUACUCUCCCUCACCACCCAUGUCCCAGGAACCCUCGGCAUUAAGAGUCCUUGCCAUGUUUGAGAGCCACUUGGGAAACUUUAAAUGAUGCCAAAAGCAAUUGCCUUUUUGUUUCUGCCAAUUCCCCUUUGCACCAAUGUGCGGCUUUCUUUUGAUUCCCACUUCGAGAUGUCCUUUUAAAGGUGGUGACGUAAUGUUUUGUCAUCUGAGCAAAUCUAUUUUAAGAAGUUCUCCGUACCGUUCUUUGGUCUCCCCCUUCCCCCACCGUUCAUAGAAAUGAGGAAACUUUCAGGGCAGCGUGAAUCAGGCCGCCAUCCACGUGGCAAAACGUUAACAUGGAACAGACCCACCGGGUGAUGGUAUUGCCCACAUCACUGGGGAACUUGUGGCUCAGCACUGAGGACUGGCAGGGGUUGGAGAUCAGCCAUACAGACAGCACCCAGUGAGAACUGUGCAUUGCUACGUCUGACAAUUCACUGUAGUACUGGACAUCCAGGAGCAUGGGAGUCUAAUCCUUUACCCGAGAAAAGCAAAGGACCUCCACUAGCGCCAGUAAAAUGAGAAUACGGUCACUCGUGCUUCAAAGGAUGAAAUGACAGAGCUGUUCCAGAAUGUCCUUUUAUGUCUAACGUUACGCUGAUUUUUUUUAAUGCCUUUAUACAUGUAAUGUUGCAGUAAUUAAUGCAUUUCCCGAUUGCUUCCUGUGCAGCCAAUGACAUCCUAAAGAAUUAUUUUAAGAAAAUGACUAUGCACUCAAUAACUUUGAUAGCAGAUGCACAAAAUGUGUUUUUGGAUGUUACUACAUUCCUUGAAUUGGCCAUGUGGUCCAAACGUUGGAUUAUUGGUAUUUGUACAUUUUAACCAGAUGAUGCCUCUGCAUUAAUAUUUUUUUUCUCCCUUCCGACACUCACAAUGAAUCUAAUGUUUCAGCUGCCAUUUAAAGUGUAAGCAUUUUACAGUUUCUGCACUAGUUGACAUUUUACAUAGCUAUUCAAUUUUCCUAAUCCAGUUCUUGUCAUUUUCAAACCCAUGUAAUAAAGAUCUUAUCCAGGUCAGCCCACAUCUGGAGUUGUUCAUCCUGUGUUCAAAAUUAGACGUGCACAGUACUAUUAAAUACAAGUACCACGGCCUUGAUUUGUGGCCAAAGUUAAUGUGCUCUUUACAGCAACAUCCUAAUAUGUGACGAUGGGACAUUUUUAAUUGAGUGUAGCCGAUUGUUGUGUGAGUGAUAUAUACAACUGAUGUACAGUGAUUUGGAAUGAGGGUUUGAAGUAGUUCAGUUGCAGAACAGCUGCAAGA